Messenger RNA from Malassezia vespertilionis, 1338 nucleotides. RefSeq lists its product as uncharacterized. Gene Ontology annotation, cellular component: sno(s)RNA-containing ribonucleoprotein complex. Bases 1 to 1338 code for a protein of 445 amino acids. The transcript has a single exon. Gene Ontology annotation, biological process: ribosome biogenesis; box H/ACA snoRNP assembly; pseudouridine synthesis. Lineage: Eukaryota; Fungi; Basidiomycota; Malasseziomycetes; Malasseziales; Malasseziaceae. The record is from RefSeq and is a predicted model, not a curated record. Gene Ontology annotation, molecular function: RNA binding.
AUGGGUGCCAAUGUAUCGAAAUAUUGGAACAAUGAGGAUGGCCAAGGCGCUGCACCCACAUCCAGCCAGAUUGUGACACAACCUCAAUCUACAGCACAGACUGCAGAGUGCGAAACAGAGAACCAAGAUGCGUUACACUCGGAGCAUGCAAGUUCCAGGGAAGAUGCAGAUUUCCUUGCGGAGAAACGCAAGCUUGUCCAGCAGCUACGGGACGCUCAAACAUCCAGUCCCGAUAAAACAGACAAUCCGCUUUAUUCGGAGCUUGCGUUGGCCGGCCUUCGUGACGAACGUCAAGAUGACGACGACGAUUUGUGCGAUUCGGACGAUUCGAGCGACAACGAGGUGACGCUGGAAGCGCAUCAAGCAGACGAUGAGGACUACGCCCCGCCUGCGACUAAGAACGAACUGCGAGCCGAACAAAUUUUCAUGCCGACCAUCACCCAGGUCGCGGAAGAAGAGAUUCGCUUGCUGGUACGCAUUGGGAAAAUUCAUUCCAUUGUUGAUAAUGUCGUUGUCGUCGAACAGGAAUCAGAAACGACAGCAGACGACAUGGGUAAGCGGGAAUUCGAUGUGCUUGAUUCAGAAAGCUUGCUGUGCACAAAAGACGGUCGUGUAAUCGGGUUUGUGUACGAGACAUUCGGCUCCGUGCACGCCCCAAUGUACUCUGUGCGAUUCCCCUCUGCAGUGGACAUUGAUCCUGCCGUGUGCCAAACAGGAGAGAGCGUCUAUUUUCACCCGUACAGCUCGAACUAUGUGCUGAAUUACACGAUCCGGAACAAGGGCAGCGACGCGAGCAAUAUGUGGGACGAAGAAGUCGCCGAGGACGAGGCAGAGUACAGCGACGACGAACAAGAGGUGCUGGCGAAACGCCGUGCAAAAGACGCACGCCGUGGAAAGCCCGAUACUGAAACCGCUCCUUUGGAAACUUCAGACGAGCUGGAUCCAGCCGAUGCACUGCUCGGCCCUCUUGGCGCGUUUUCUGCGCAUGCUCCCAGCGCGCCGCAUCGUGGUCAAAAGCGCAAGGGACGCGGGCGCGGGCGACCGAGUGACAGCCGUGCUUGGGAUGCUGAAUCUGGCGCAAAGCGCGCGCGCUUCCAGGGGCCCGCAGCGCCACAUUUUAAUCCGCGGUUUGCCGAGCAAUGGAUGCACAUGCCAGCUUCCCUUUAUGGCGCACCCGGCGGUGCGCCCAUUUUUCCGCCCAUGCCCGUGCCCAUGCCCAUGCCCGAGCAUGCACCAUGGGCGGACGGCUAUUCUCCGCACAACCCAGCGCCCGGCGCCGGCACACAAAUACGUACAAAUCUCCCUUAUACCCCUGCGCAGCCAGACAGGAAGCACUAG